Molecule: messenger RNA, 2230 nt
Organism: Misgurnus anguillicaudatus (oriental weatherfish)
Lineage: Eukaryota; Metazoa; Chordata; Actinopteri; Cypriniformes; Cobitidae
Gene: fastkd3
Product: FAST kinase domains 3
Biological process (GO): regulation of mitochondrial mRNA stability; mitochondrial RNA processing
Cellular component (GO): mitochondrial matrix; ribonucleoprotein granule
Molecular function (GO): RNA binding
Source: RefSeq, a predicted model, not a curated record
CGAGAACGGAGCGUCCAAUCAGAAGGUAGCUUUCAGAUGUCAUGCGCGGUAGUUGCAGAAAGCAUGUCGGGUUUGUAUAACCGGGGUUGGAGUCAAGUUGUGAAGAUUAAAGAUGUUGUAGGACUUUCAAAUGGCCAAAACGCUGGUGCUGAGGCUGCAUCUGCUCAGGCAUUUGGUGGCCCAAGUCCCUUCAUCACUGACUGUAUGUGCUGUUAGGCAUCGUUGUUCUCCUCAUCUUCAGACCUCCACUGUCUUCUCUCCAACCUGCUCCAAACUCAGUCCGAGGGCUGUUUGCACUACGACUCGAGACCCUCUUUUCCUUGCCGUCGGAUCUGUUCGUCCUCACCAGGAGCUCCUCACCGGUGGAAUCGGUCAGUUGCACCACCUGACUUCAGGGGAGGACCGCAUCUUUACGGACCGCUUGUCUUCCUGCACAUCAUCCCAGCAAGUUCUGCGUCUCUUGCGAUCUUAUCCCGACCUGUCAAGCGCAUCAGCGGCUUCUGUACUUCACCGAUUGGCCGAUCUGGAGCAGGAUGAUGGCCGUGGUCUUAAAAACCCACAAUUGCUGUCAGACGUGGCCUUGAACAAACUUUGUCAAAAACUGGAAAAAGAUUCAGCCGUGUUAGAAGACGAUGUCGUGGUUCGAGCUCUGUUGGGCUGCACGCGCCUCUAUCUUGACCCCUGGAGUCGCCUGCUGGUACGGCUGGUGUCCGAAAGUCAGGAGAGAUUGGACUUGGGAAGGUUAAGCGUUGAGGCGCUAUGUGAGUUAUCAAGGGCUUUAUUUGCGUUGGAAGGGCCCGACUGUGGUAUGGUUAAACAGGCUAUGACUCAGCUCGAAAAUAAAGAUCCAGCCCGAUGGAAUACAGCAGAGCUAGUGAGCGUUUAUCGUACGUUAGCAUCUGGUUUGAGCGAAGGCGGACGCUAUCCGGAGCUUUUGAACGAAAUGAACGCUCAGGCGCUUCGACUCACGCAGCGGAUGGAUCCAGCGGCCAUAAGCGAGAUUCUAGAUGCUUUAGUGACUUUGGGACAGACGCAAGCAUUGCCACUGGUUAUAGCACUCUGCAAGCAAGCUGUCCGUCACGUGCAAAACUUCACAGAUGCAGAAUUGACUGCGGUAUUGUCUGCACUCAUGCAUUACGGUCACAGCGAUCGCUUUCUCGUGGAAGCUCUCGAACGGCACGUGCCCAAGAUAGCCUUCAGCGCACAUGCAGAAACCAUAACCAAAGUGAUGCAGUAUUUCGGGCGAAGACGCAUACUUUCUCAACCCGUUUUUAACACGGUAGCCGAGAGUUUGGUGUACCGUGCGGAGGAGUACUCCACCUGGCAGGUGUCUCAGCAGAUUGUGGCUCUGGGAAUGUUGGGAUACGUGCCUCCCGACGCGGCCAGAUUGUUCCGAAAGGUGGAGUCGGUUUUGAAUGCCAGGUUUUUGCAGUUUCAGCCCAGAGCUCUUCUGGACCUGCUGCACGCCUGUACUUUGCUCCAGAGGUAUCCGCUUAACUUCGUCUCCAAAGUCUUCAGCCCGUACUUCAUGCAGCAACUGCAGGAGGAGGGAAGUGGGAUGGAUCGCAUGGUGCUCGCUCAGUUGACUCAGCUCUACAUGACUGUGAAACUCGAGUGUCCUUUCUAUAAUGGCCCACGACUUUUACCCAAGUUCCGUGUGAAGUCUUUUUUGGCUCCUGGACAGUCUCUGGAGACGCAAGUGGAAGCUCAGCUUUACAAUUCAGUGAAAUCUGGCCUCGUGGAUCUGCUGGGAGCUCGAUCUUACUUUGCGUCCAGAGUACUUACACCAUAUUGCUAUACGCUAGAUGUUGAGAUAAAACUAGAUGAAGAAGGAUAUGUCCUGCCAGCUUCUCAUGUAGAUGAGGUCCAUAAGAGAAUCGCUUUGUGUAUUGAUGGGUCAAAGCGCUUUGCAGUAAAUGCAAAACAGUUACUGGGUAAAGAAUCCAUCAAACAACGACAUCUGAAGAUUCUUGGAUAUGACGUUGUUCAGAUUCCAUAUUAUGAGUUUGAGAAACUCAAAGACAAAAAAGAAAUCGUAGAUUAUCUGCACAAGAAGAUCUUUCCUCACAGUUACAGACUGAGCUGGUAACACAUUUAUAGACAAAUGGAUGUUUUAUACAUACAGAAACAUUAAUAUUUAUUGUUUUUGGUUCAUAGAUUCUGAGACAAUGUGACUUUAUAUGUAAAGUGCUGUGAAAAAGUAUAUACCAAUAAAAAGACCAACAUAAAA